Messenger RNA from Mangifera indica (mango), 3108 nucleotides. Its product is annotated as homeobox-leucine zipper protein HDG11-like. Bases 476 to 2593 code for a protein of 705 amino acids. Gene Ontology annotation, molecular function: lipid binding; DNA-binding transcription factor activity, RNA polymerase II-specific; DNA binding. The record is from RefSeq and is a predicted model, not a curated record. Lineage: Eukaryota; Viridiplantae; Streptophyta; Magnoliopsida; Sapindales; Anacardiaceae. The transcript is spliced from 10 exons. Gene Ontology annotation, biological process: regulation of DNA-templated transcription.
UAAAAACUCACCGGUUACAUUACACAUCUUCGCACACAAAAACCAAAGGCAAAGGAAGAGAGACUUGAAUGGUUGAAUUCCACUCUCCAACUUUUAGUAUUUCCUUUGUAGAAGGAUUGGUUCCUGGCUCUCAGUGAGCUUUUUGUAUUGUUGUGGCUGGCGGUCUUUCUUCUCUCUCUUUCUUUUCAUUCGCAAGAAGGACUGACUUAAUUACGGCCUUAACGAAAAUUUUGUAUUUAAUUUUCCUUUCUCAUUUCAAGGAUUAACUCUCUCAUUUCACUCUCCUAAAUCAUGCUUUUUUCUUUCUUUUCUUCUCCCUUUUCCCUCGUUUUAAAAUGCUUCUUCAUCCACCUUGGUUAACUCUCAGUUAUGUGUUUUAUUAAAUAUACGUGUUGUGGGAUAUGUAUUAUGUAUAUAUAGGUGUUGAAAGAGUGCGGUUUUGAAGGGUCGGGUUGAGUUUGUAAAGAUUGAAAAUAUGGAGUUUGGAAGUGGGUCUGGUGGAGACCAUGAUGGCUCAGACCCUCAUAAUAGAAGAAAGCGAUAUCAUCGCCAUACUGCUCAUCAGAUUCAGCGGCUUGAAGCAAUGUUCAAGGAGUGCCCACACCCGGAUGAAAAACAAAGGUUACAGUUGAGUAGAGAAUUGGGUUUGGCUCCAAGGCAGAUCAAGUUUUGGUUUCAAAAUAGGAGAACCCAAAUGAAGGCACAACAUGAAAGAGCAGAUAAUUGUGGUUUGAGAGCAGAAAAUGAUAAGAUCCGGUGUGAAAAUAUAGCCAUCAGAGAAGCUCUCAAGAACGUGAUUUGCCCUUCUUGUGGUGGUCCUCCUGUAACUGAAGAUUCUUAUUUUGAUGAACAAAAGUUGAGAAUAGAGAAUGCUCAAUUGAAAGAAGAGCUUGAUAGAGUUUCUAGUAUUGCUGCAAAGUACAUUGGGAGGCCAAUCUCUCAACUACCACCAAUGCAGCCAAUUCAUAUUUCUUCUUUGGAUUUAACAAUGGGGAUUUAUGGAGGCCAAGGGCUUGGUGGUCCUUCUCUUGACCUUGAUCUUCUUCCUGGAAGUUCUUCCACUAUGCCAAGUUUGCCUUAUCAACAGAUAGUUUUAUCAGACAUGGAUAAGUCUCUGAUGACGGAUAUUGCCUCAAAUGCAAUGAAAGAAUUGAUAUGCCUUUUGCAGACGAAUGAGCCCUUGUGGAUCAAGUCUUCAAUAGAUGGUAGAGAUAUUCUUGAUCUUGAUAGCUACGAGAGAAUGUUUCCAAGGGCUAAUGGCCACUUGAAAAAUCCCAAUGUUAGAAUUGAGUCUUCCAGAGAAUCUGGAGUUGUGAUUAUGAAUGGCUUAGCAUUGGUUGGCAUGUUUAUGGACUGUAACAAAUGGGUGGAGUUGUUUCCUACUGUUGUGUCGAUGUCGAAAACAAUUGAAGUAAUAUCAUCUGGAAUGUUGGGUAGUCAUGGUGGUUCGUUGCAAUUGAUGUACGAAGAGUUGCAGGUGCUUUCACCGCUUGUACCGACCAGAGAGUUCUAUAUCCUCCGUUAUUGUCAGCAAAUGGAACAAGGCUUGUGGGCAAUAGUAAAUGUUUCUUAUGAUUUUCCCCAAUUUGCUUCUCAAUGUCACUCUCAUAGAUUACCUUCUGGAUGCUUGAUUCAGGACAUGCCUAAUGGAUACUCAAAGGUUACGUGGGUUGAACAUGUUGAAAUUGAAGAGCGAACACCUAUUCACCGGAUUUAUCGAGAUCUUAUUCAUAGUGGAUUGGCAUUUGGAGCUAAUCGUUGGCUUGCUACUCUUCAGAGAAUGUGUGAGAGGAUUGCUUGUCUAAUGGUUUCAGGGACUUCAACUCGCGACCUUGGAGGAGUUUUUCCAUCACCUGACGGAAAACAAAGCAUGAUGAAACUUGCUCAAAGAAUGGUUAACAACUUCUGUACUAGUGUUAGUGCAUCGAAUAGCCAUCAUUGGACCACUCUUUCUGGGUUGAAUGAAGUAGGUGUCCGAGUUGCUCUACAUAAGAGCACUGAUCCUGGCCAACCUAAUGGUGUGGUUCUUAAUGCAGCAACUAGCUUUUGGAUUCCAUUUUCACCCCAAAACGUCUUCAAUUUUUUCAAAGAUUUAAAAACUCGGACUCAGUGGGAUGUUCUCUCCAAUGGUAAUGCAGUACAAGAAGUUGCUAACAUUGCAAAUGGGUCACAUCCUGGGAACUGCAUAUCGGUUCUUCGAGCCUGCAAUACUAGCCAAAACAACAUGUUAAUUCUCCAAGAGAGCUGCAUAGACAAUUCAGGAGCACUAGUAGUUUACUGUCCAGUUGAAUUGUCUGCCAUCAACAUAGCAAUGAGCGGCGAGGACCCAUCCUACAUUCCCCUACUCCCGUCAGGAUUCACAAUUUCACCCGAUGGUCGUCUAGACCAAUGCAGAGAUGGGGCCUCGACAAGUUCAAACAUCCAUGGAAAUAUCGGAAGAUCUAGUGGCUCACUUAUUACAGUUGCAUUUCAGAUUCUAGUAAGCAACCUACCAUCUGCUAAACUAAAUUUGGAGUCAGUGAACACGGUUAAUAACCUUAUCAGCACGACUGUCCAACAAAUUAAGGCUGCUUUGAAUUGUCCUAGUUCCUGAUGAUUCUGCAACACAACUGGUUCGCUUUCUCUCUCUCUCUCUCUCUCUCUCUCUCACACUCUCUACCAUCCUUAAAUAUUUAUAUCAGAGAAAUCCAGAGUGGAACAAGUGUUGGAGUUAGUUGGAGCUUUGAAUGCAUUUUCAUCAAGAGCUGAAGCCUCCUUAUUUACUGCCUGCUGCUACUUGUGCUGUUUUUUGCAGCCAAACUUCAUUACAAUUGCACCAACUUUGAAUUCUUUUUAUCUUUUCACAAAAACCCCUUUUUGCUUUUUGCAAUUCAGAUUGGAAAAAAGUUUGUCUUUAAGAGGAAGUCAAGAACGCACCAUACACGAAAAACAACUAGAAAACCAGAAUUAAAAGCGAAAAUGUAUGGUUCGGGUAUUGACUUUUUGUUCAUCGACUUACAUUUAUCCUAUAUCUUUCUUCUCUAUUUUAGCUGAUAUGUCGUCUUCUGCAGCAUUGUUAUAUCAUUUAAUGCAUUAUCUGUGAUAAUUUUACACACUUUUGGAUGCGAA